CCUAGGCUGGGGGGCUUGCCUUCCAAGCGGCUCCUCUCAACUACACGAUACCUACCUCCUGGGGCUCUGAUGCCGAAGAACAGGAGUGGCCGCACGCUGGUAUCGAGGACUGCGCUCGACCGGCCGUUGGGAGGAGACAGCGCCCUUUCCCGACGAUUCUACUCCUCGACCAGCAUCCAUGAAGGCGAGCAACCGUCGACCGUGCCUAUCCCGAUUGAUGGAAAGACUGUCAACUUCUCUGCCGUGCUGCUACGAGACUCGUGCUCCUGCCCAUCAUGCGUGCACGAAUCAACAAACCAGAGACUCUUUUCCGUCGCCGACAUCCCUACCAACGUGAAAGCGCGAACGGUCGCCGUCGAUACUGCUUCCGAUUCUGUGAGCAUCAGCUGGGAUAACGAUGCGCACGGCUGGACAUCUGAGCAUACUACAAAGCUGGACAUUGAGAUGUUGCGGGGUUUCAGCCAGCCUGCGUCCUCGCCCACAUCGUGUCUCCCGUCGCAAGUUCUGUGGAGUCGAGAGCCUCGUAAGAGUCUUGACCUGCCUGACUAUGACUACAACACGUACAUGAAGGAUGAUGAGACGUUGUAUAAGCUGAUAAACCAGCUUCGUAUCGAUGGACUCGCCUUUGUCACCAAUGUUCCCGGCGUGGAAGAGUCCUUGGCAACCAUUGCCACCCGCAUCGGACCGAUCAAGGAUACCUUCUAUGGAUGUACAUGGGACGUGCGUACAGUUCCCCAGGCCAUUAAUGCCGCCUACACGUCGCAUGAUCUCGGCUUCCACACAGAUCUACUCUAUUUCCAGCAACCACCGCACAUCCAACUCCUCCACUGCGUCCAGUCUGCUUCUUCCGGGGGCGCCAGCGUUUUUGCCGAUGCCUACAAAGCGGCCGUCGACCUCUUCAAGACGGACAUGGAUGCUUUCAACACUCUGGCUACGGUCCCCGUCAACUAUCACUAUAACCACCCGGACGCGAAUGUGUACCGCACGACGAAGCCUGUCAUCGACCUGCGACCCAUGCGCAUCGGCGACAAGAUCUACACUCGCGUGCAGGAUUACCUUAGAGAUCUGAAUGACGAGUCAGAAGCUGCACUCGUCGAUUCCAUGGACAAGAUCAACUGGGGGCCCCCAUUCCUAGCCCCAUUCUCCAACCACGAAGCCGAAGGCGUCGUAACUCUCAACGACAAGGUCGAGCGCUGGCACGACGCCGCAGUAAAGUUCAAUGCUCUGCUGCAGAGACCCGAGUACCUAUUCGAGCGCAAGAUGAACCCUGGAGACUGCGUCUUGUUCGAUAAUACGCGAACGCUACACUCGCGACGGGCAUUUGAUAUGGCUGAUGUUGGGAAGCCGAGGUGGUUGAGGGGGACGUAUGUUGAUAAGGAUCCUUAUUUGAGCAAGUUGCGUGUCUUGCAGAACAAGUUUGGGCGGGAGGAGCAGUAG
Molecule: messenger RNA, 1437 nt
Organism: Fusarium falciforme
Lineage: Eukaryota; Fungi; Ascomycota; Sordariomycetes; Hypocreales; Nectriaceae
Exons: 3
Coding region: 70-1437 (455 amino acids)
Biological process (GO): carnitine biosynthetic process
Cellular component (GO): mitochondrion
Molecular function (GO): oxidoreductase activity
Source: RefSeq, a predicted model, not a curated record